AUGACGGAUAACCCUUCUCCACCUCCAUCAUCUGGCUCCGGCCCUCCUCCGCCGUCCUCCCACUUCCCAACUCACGAUGGACCUCGAGUCUGGGUUUUGUCUGCCGGUGACUCGCCGAUUGGUAUUUCGCUAACGCGCCAACUGCUAGCCCAUGGCGACCAAGUGGUGACGGGGAUUACUCCGUCGAAUCCAGAGAGAGAGGAUCCGCGAAGGGUGAAUUUCGAUGUCUUCUUGGACGAGAUCAGCACCGAGGAUGAGUACAAAGGGUGGUUGGAGAGGCUUGAGACCGUAGAGUUGGAUAUCAGAUUGAUGAGUGACUGUCAGGUAGCCAUUGCUGCUGCUAUCGCUAAGUUUGGAAGAAUUGAUAUCCUUUUCUGCUGUACAAGCCAAGCUAUAAUUGGAGCAGUCGAAGAACUCGCGGUUUCGGAACGAACCCAGGCUUUGGUGAGAGACCAAUUCGAAACCAAUUACUUCGGCCCUGUCAACUUGAUCAAGGCUGUAUUGCCGCAGAUGCGAAAACAAAAGGCUGGUCAUAUUAUGGUCCUUGGCGGAAUCACGGGACAUAUAGGGACACCAGGUCUUGGGGUAUAUUGUGCUGCAGGCUGGGCACUUGAGGGUUUCUGCGACAGCAUCGCAUACGAAAUCGCCCCUUUCAACAUUCGCGUGUCCAUCCUCCAAUGUAACAUCGAAAUUGGAAUCCUCUCCAACCUCGUCACCAGCGUUCCUCCCAUGUAUCCCACCUACUCUCGCACAGCUAACCACGCACCAUUAUUCCGCGGAAUCCUGAAUGACAUUCUCUCCCGCCUCCCAAGCGUCACGGGGUACCCUGAUUCACCUGUCCCAUCACCAAUAUCCGAUCCAUCCCCUUGCUCUGUCUCCACCACCUCCACCAGUAACCCGGAAGCCCACCACGAACAAAACACCAUAGACGCGAACCUCCAUCCACUUUCCGCAAAGACCAUUGUUUCCCUCUAUCCGCCGCUCAGUCCUGCACAUCUGGAUCUUCUCACGGCGGAAACUAUACACGCCAUUACCGCUAUCGGAGGCCAUGAGAAUCCACCAGCACGACACAUUGUUGGUGCUGAAUCCGUGGCCAGUGUGAAAGAGAAGUUAAAGACAAUAAGCGAAGAGCUGGAGGAUUUCAUAGCUUGCAGUUCUGCGGUGGAUAUUGUUAGCGAUGAGAAUGCCAUGCGUGUGGUUAGCGAGGAGACUACGGCACAAGCUGCUAUCCCUUAA
Coccidioides posadasii C735 delta SOWgp is the source of this 1236-nucleotide messenger RNA. RefSeq lists its product as uncharacterized. NCBI's taxonomy places the organism in Eukaryota, Fungi, Ascomycota, Eurotiomycetes, Onygenales, Onygenaceae. The record is from RefSeq and is a predicted model, not a curated record.